Caenorhabditis elegans is the source of this 1748-nucleotide messenger RNA. RefSeq names its product Glycoprotein (gene Y65A5A.2). Lineage: Eukaryota; Metazoa; Nematoda; Chromadorea; Rhabditida; Rhabditidae. The record is from RefSeq and is marked reviewed. The coding region runs from base 1 to 1002 and encodes 333 amino acids. The transcript has 5 exons.
AUGUCCCUCCGUCUCCUACUUGUAACCAUACUGACAAUUACUAUCACAAAAGCCGCCGCCGAAAAUGUGACGUCAUCAACUACAAUAACUACACCGCCAUCAUCAUCAUCAUCGACAAUUCAAAUGUUCACAGUUCCGUCGAGCAUUUCACUGAAUUCUAGUCAACUGACGAAUAAUAUCAUUGUGGAAGUGCCGGACGAAGAGCUCGUGCCACGGAGCAGCAGUUCAGAGGAGCUCAAUAAUGGAGAACGUUUGACAAAUUUCGAGACGAUCAAUGACUCGGAAAGUAAUCCCGACGGCGAGAACAAAAUCGAAACAAAUGUGCCAGCUGGAGAUGCUCCAAAGAUAAUUCUGGCUCCCCACGAGCCAAUCACCGAGCCAACUGAGCUUUUGCCAGUGAUCAGUGUGGAUUCAGUGUCCGAAGAUUCGAAUUCCCCAAUGUUUAUGGAUUAUGACGAUGAUGAAAUUUCUGGAAAUUCGACGAUUUCCGCCGAUUUUAGGCCCAGAGAAGCUUCAAAAAGUGGCGAAAAAGCUGAAAAUCCGUAUUUUCUCGCGUCGACAACGGUUUUGCCGGCGGUUAAUCAUGAUGGAUAUGUCCUGCCGACUGAUAUUGAUGAUAUUAAGAAUGUGGAAAUUCCUGUGGAAACGAAUCAGAAUUCCACAAUGCCGACACCACUGACCCACUGGAGCCGAUGGAUGCAGACGGCGAGCCGAUUCGUCGACGAAUAUCCGAAUUUCUCGGUUUUGGUGAUUUCUGUGCUCUUUGCGAUGCUCCUCUUCCUGAUUUGCCUCGUAAUCGCCGAAUGUGUCAAGUCGAGACGCCACCACCACCGCUCCGUGCCCCGCCACCACAUUCCAAAAUCAGUGACCGCCGAUCUGUAUAACACUUCAAAUUGUUCUCAUUUCUACACAAAACCAACGAUUUUAUUGAAUCAACAGGAGGUCACAAUGCAAUUGAUUACUUCGGAUAUUACUGUGGAUUGUUCUUCGGAAACUGCCUAGAAAAUUGCUGAAAAUUUGAGAUUUUUAGUGAAAAUUUGAGAUUUUUAUUGAAAAUUUGAGAUUUUUAGUGAAAAUUUGAGAUUUUUAGUGAAAAUUUGAGAUUUUUAGUGAAAAUUUGAAUUUUUUAAUAAAUAUUUGAAUUUUUCCUGAAAAUUUGAAUUUUUCUGCUAAAAAAAUUACAUUUUCCUGAAAAAUUUGAAUUUUUAUCAAAAAGUUGAAUUUUUUGCUGCAAAAUUUUGAAUUUCUCUAAAAUUUUUGAAUUUUUCGCCUAAAAAUCCCAAUUUUUCGAAAUUUCAAAUUUUUCAACAAAAAAAUUCGAAGUUUCUGAAAAUUCGAUUUUUUGUUUAAAAUUUUGAAUUUUCGCUGAAAAAAUUUUCAAUUUUUCCCAAAAAAUUUUCAAUUUCUGUUAAUUUUUAAAUGUUUUCGAGUCGAUUAUUGCCCUAUUGUUCCCGUUGUUUUUUCUCUGUAAAAUAUAAUUAACGCCCCCUCCUCGGUUGUUAUUUUCCCUUCGAGACCCAAAAAAUACUCUGUUUUAUGCUUUAAAAUUCAUUUGCGGGUCCCGAUUUUUCCGAUUUUUCAAUUUUCCCCCCAGUUAAAUCCUCCCAGAUUGUUCCGUUUUUUUUGUUGUUGAAAUUGCACGUCUUAUAUGUUUUACGUGGCCGUGGCCGAUGAAAAAUUCAAAAAUUCGGCGGCCACGAGGCCAAUUCGUCUCUUUUUCAGAGAAUUCAAAUGAAUUUCUUGAUUUU